Molecule: messenger RNA, 5369 nt
Organism: Passer montanus (Eurasian tree sparrow)
Lineage: Eukaryota; Metazoa; Chordata; Aves; Passeriformes; Passeridae
Gene: TTC7A
Product: tetratricopeptide repeat domain 7A
Exons: 27
Coding region: 1864-4092 (742 amino acids)
Biological process (GO): protein localization to plasma membrane; phosphatidylinositol phosphate biosynthetic process
Cellular component (GO): plasma membrane
Molecular function (GO): protein binding
Source: RefSeq, a predicted model, not a curated record
AGAGAGUGGCUGAGGGAAGCAUGGUGGAAAUGAAAUCUGAGCAAUGACACGCUGAGGAAGACAUUGCAUUGAACAGGAGGCCAGCAGGGUACCUGGUGCCCUUUUAGCACCCACCUGCAGCACUCCACUCACUUCUCUGCUUUUCCUCAUGAAGAAUCUGCUGCACAACGACCAAGGUGAGUCUAACAGCUUUCCAAAAUCCCGGAUCUGGUGGAGAUUUUAUCCAUUCAUUCCUUGGAAGUUGAGGAUCCCAAACGUUUUCCCAAUCUGAUUGAUAUCACCUCUCAUAAAUGCAGAAAUUAUUGACCCAAGAACAAGCAUCAGAACUGGCUUUCAGGCACGUUGACUUGAAAGUUAAUCAUAGUUCUGGCCCCAGAUGGUUACAGUGAGUCUGCUUCUCUGUCUGUGGGAGUCCUAAAGGAUACUUGAUAGCUGUCCAACAUCUCCUGUCAUCAAGACUCAUUCCCUGUGGUGCCCAACUGCUCAUUUUUGCCCAGACAUUCUGCAGAUCUCCAUCAUCUCUGUCAAUAUUCCGUGGGAAAAGGACUUGGGGAGGUAACUUCCAUGCUUCACAUAUGAGGGUAGUUUCUCUAUUCUUGCGACAGACAUUGCUCUGGUGUUCUGUAGUCAUCCCCUAGACAAAGCCCAGAAGGCCUGCAACACAAGCUCUGCUUGCUGCCAAUAGGGGUAAUGUGAGGAACUUCCAUGAAACCUCUAUCUGUUUGCCAUCAAUGCUGUCAUUGUGGUGGUGGCAUGGGCUGUUACAGCUGAGUGAAGAAUGCAGAAAGUAAGGGGGUUUGACCCUACAGCUUGAAGUACUCAAAGGUUUAGUGUUUUGAGUAAGGCGAUAAUCCAAAGCCUAUAAAGGCAGAAGAAAAACAGCCUUUGGCUCCAGUGGGCAUUGCAUCAGGCCUUCAGAUGACUGGCAAUCAGCAGACUUCAUACUGUGUAAUUCUGCAUGAAAGAAGCAUUAGUUCUCCAACAUCCAGUGAGCUGAGGAGGAAUAAGACAUGCUGUGUCUUUGCAACUCACCCUUCUGGCCAGCAGACAUCCCUGUCACUGCAGGCGAUGUGGAUGUUCUCGCACAACUGGUGGAAAGACAUCUAGCUCUGCUUUGCAACUGCUGCUUCCUGCUAAGCCAUCACCAGAGAAAGAAUUAGCAGAGAUUCCAUUGUCACAUACCUCAAAUCUGAACCCUGGGUUAUAUUUAAAUGAGCACAGGAAAGAGACCGAAGACUCUAUGACCCCUGUGAAUUGGGGGAUUGGUUUUUCUAAACUGGAGGGCGAAUGUCAGAAGAUCAGAUUACAAGUGCCUACCCGUGUGUUUUCACUAUGUGGUGGGUCAUCUGGAGUUCAGGCUCUGCAAAUUCCAAGGAGGUGGUUCCAGAGCAGUUUAAGCACUUCAGCAAUUCCUAGCACUGGUGGUCUCAGUUUGGGAAGGAUUUCCUAACAUGUCUGAAAGCCAAAAGCUUCUUUGCUAAUUUAAUAAAGAAGAGUGAAUGAGUGGGCUUCCUACAACUGACAGCUUAUUAUCUCACCUUAUGAAAAUUAUGCAUGACUUCUGGGACUCAUCUAUCAAAAGGAGAGAACCCCCAACACUCUGAGAAACUGGUACCUUCUCUCUAGUUAUCUGGGUUGAUGGUUGUUCAGUGAACCUAUUGACUGUCUGGAGUGACUUGCAUCUUUACAGAAGACCAUGGGAGUUUGCUGCUUGCGGAGGCUCUGCUGGAGGAAUGUUUGAAGGAAAAUUUUGCCAAACUGAAGGACUCCAUUCCACUGUCAGAGAAGAGUGAGCCCAAACUGAGUGAAGCUAAACAGUAUCUGACCAAUAUCUUGAGCAGAGGGAAACUAAGACCAAAGUAUAUGACAGAAGCUAUGCUGAUCCUAGGAAAGCUUCAUUAUGUGGAGGGAUGCUACAGAGAUGCCAUCAGCAUGUAUGCCAAAGCAGGAAUUGAUGACCUUUCAACCAAAGAUGAACCUCUGUACAUGCUGCGUUUGAUAACUGAAGCCUUUGUUAUUAAAGGUUUGUCACUGGAGCGCUCAACCAACUCAAUUGCCUCACGUGCUCGACUCUGUGAGAGGGAGGAGGAAGUCAUGGCUUGUUUUGAGAGAGCGUGUGUUAUUGCCCAGGUAUACUUGCAGGAGCUUGAGAAGACCUUAAACAACACACAUUCAAGGAGUAUCAAGGGCAGCAAUGUGACUUACUCUGAGUUUGAACUUUCCUACUUUCUGGAAGCAGCUCUACAGAGUGCCUACGUGACUCAGUUAAAGAAAGGAAAUAUUGUGAAAGGAAUGAGGAGUCUGCGAGAAAUACUACGGACUGUAGAAACAAAAGCUACUCAGACCUUCAAAAUGACUGCAGCCAAACAGUUAGCCCAAGUACUUCUCCAUUCCCUCAGUGAAGACUGUUACUGGAGCCCUUUAUCUGAUCCACUUCCUGAGUUCAUGAACAAGGAAUAUCAAUCUUAUGUUAGCAAUCUUCUUUGUCGGAGGCCUGAGCUGUACUCAGAAGAGAAUGUGUACUGCCCUCAAGACAAUGUAGAAGAGGCUCUUCUCCUCCUCCUAAUCAGUGAAUCCAUGGCGAACCGGGACGCAGUGAUCAGCCGAGCCCCGGAGCAGCAGGAUGACCGAGCCGUCAGCCUCCAGGAUGCUUCUGCAGUCUACGACCUCCUGAGCAUCACGCUGGGCAGAAGAGGGCAGUAUGUGAUGCUGUCUGAGUGCUUGGAGAGAGCCAUGAAGUUUGCAUUUGAUGAAUUUCACCUCUGGUACCAGCUUGCCCUGUCCAUGGUAGCUUGUGGAAAGUCGGCAUAUGCUGUGUCAGUGCUCAAAGAGUGUGCAAAACUGCGACCUGCAGAUCCCACCGUUCCCCUGCUGGCUGCCAAGGUCUGCAUUGGGUCACUGCACUGGCUGGAAGAAGGAGAACACUUUGCUAAAAUGGUGAUAGACCUGGGUGAGGAUGCUGGAGAGUCCCUAGCAAAGGGUUACCUGGCAUUGGGCCUGACAUACAGCCUUCAAGCUACUGAUGCAACUCUAAAGAGCGCUCAGGAUGAAUUAAACAAGAAAGCACUUCAGACUUUGGAGAGAGCACAUGACCUGGCCCCCGAAGAUCACCAGAUCAUCCUCUACCUGUCACUGCAGCUGGCUCUUGUCAGACAGAUUUCAGAUGCUAUAGACCAUCUUCAAGAAGCUCUGCAACUGUGCAAAGAUGACAUGAAUUCACUUCAUCUACUGGCCCUCCUCUUUUCAGCUCAGAAGCACUAUCAGCAUGCACUGGAUGUUAUCAACAUGGCUGUUGUUGAAUACCCAGAAAGCUUUAGCUUGCUCUUCACCAAAGUAAAACUGGAAUGGAUACAUAAAGGACCUGAAGAGGCUCUGGUGACAUGCAGACAUAUGUUGCAGAUGUGGCAGAUGGUAUACAAUGUUUUACAGCACAGUGGCUCUGAGAAAGGAAGUAGUGUGACCGAAACACCAGUAAUCAAAAAGCAUAAUGGACUGCAUCUCACUCUCCCAGAUGCUCACGACACUGAUUCUGGGUCACAACGAGCCUCUUCCCUUGCUGCAUCAAGACUGGAACAGGCCAUGUCUGAAAUAACUAUGCAGAGCAGCACAAUGAAGCAGGGACCUGUGAAGCUGUGGACAACUCUUGAACAAAUUUGGCUACAAGCUGCUGAACUCUUCCUGGAACAGCAGCAUCUCAAAGAAGCAAGCUUUUGUACCCAGGAGGCAGCUAGUCUUUUCCCCACAUCUCAUGCUGUACUGUACAUGCGUGGGAGGCUUGCAGAGAUGAAAGGCAAUUUGGAGGAGGCUAAGCAAUUGUAUGAUGAAGCGCUCACCGUGAAUCCAGCUGGAGUGGAAAUUAUGCACAGCCUGGGCCUGGUGCUGAACAGACUUGGGCGGAGGGAACUGGCCCAGAAAGUCCUCAGAGAUGCCAUCCGGAUCCAGACCACCAGCCACAUUGCCUGGAACAGCCUUGGAGAGGUCUUACAAGCUCAGGGGAAAAACGAAGCAGCCAUCGAAUGUUUCCUUACUGCCCUGGACCUUGAAUCCAGCAGUCCUGUCAUUCCAUUCACCGUCAUACCCAGGGAGCUCUGAGGCUUCUCCCUGCAGCUAAGCACUUUCAUUGCCUGGACAGACACCAAAACCAAGCAGAUCAACAAAGAAGCCCAACAGAAAAGUGCCAUUGUAACCUGGAACUGGGCUAUGUAAUUCCAGGAUGGGGCUCAGGUCUACAGGCUUAGCUUAGACAAGCCAAACUGAAGAAGAAUUUGCAACAGGCAGGAACAGAGAAUGCCUUUUUCUUCACAGGUGCCUGGCUAACCUCCUGUUCAAGUUAAUAGCAAGGCUUAUUUCAAAGUGCUGGUUCAAGGUGACUGUGGAAAGAUCAUGCUAGGGUACAUCUGUUCAAAGCACUUGCACCUUUCAGUGUUCAUUGAAAAUAAAACCCCCAAGCCCUGAAUUAAAGCCCAGAAAUGCUCUAAAUAGGAGUAAAUUCACCAACUAACUUGAGCAAGUUGUGUUUAAGUAUGUGGCUGUCUCCCCACAAAUCUCACAGGACAAGAAUGACAAUUGCACCAAAUAGACAUAAAAUAUAUGCUGUUUACAAAAUUAUUUAAUCUAUUUUGAUAACCCUUUUUCCUGCCUUGCUUUUCUAUGCUGUAUAUGCUCACUAUAUUUAGUGUAGCACUUGCCUAGACCAAUUUAAAAUUAAAUUUUCGUUUUAAAUUAAAAAUACUUUUUUAAAAAUAAAGCUGCUAUUGCAGUAUAAUUAACAAAAGCAGUAAGACCAAAGACCAAAUCAGUUCACACUUGAACUGUUAUUAAAAACACAUAAAUAUCUCCACUUACAUAUUUAUUAAAAGGCCUUACAUGAAGUAACUAAUUAUAAGCUCUGAGCUUCAUUCUUAUUAAUCACCUAUUGCAUCAGUUUAGUGAGGAAUAUAGUGUUUACCAGUGUAUAGUUACUGAACUCUGUGCUCUACUGCAUUACCAUUCCUGGCACAAAACAUUUUCAUCUCCAUCUUUUGAUGGUGCAAAAGAAGGCAGUGGUCUUUUAAGGGAAAGUGUGCUGAAGGCAAUAUGGGUAUAUAUGAACUGCUUCUUCCUUAAAACUAAAUAUUUCAAUUGUCCAUAGAAAUUUCACAGUAGAGGUACGGAGUUGAGCCUUCAGUGGCAUCAUUUUGCAUCUCCUAUCAGAUGUAUUCUGAUCCACAUGGCCUCCCCAUGGCUGGCACAGCCAGGGAGGGGACACAGCCCCUGCUAAGCUGCUCCUUAGCUCUGUGUGGCCUUCCCAGGGCCUUGGCAGUGAGGUGGAGUGAUGCAGCAAUUUGCUGCACUUUUCUACAAAAAAAAAAAAAAGAAGAAAAAAAAAA